This is a messenger RNA of Fundulus heteroclitus (mummichog), 1301 nucleotides long. RefSeq names its product cilia and flagella associated protein 77 (gene cfap77). The transcript is spliced from 8 exons. The record is from RefSeq and is a predicted model, not a curated record. Lineage: Eukaryota; Metazoa; Chordata; Actinopteri; Cyprinodontiformes; Fundulidae. The coding region runs from base 403 to 1110 and encodes 235 amino acids.
AAAAUGGGUUCAGAAUAUUUUGGCCCAGAAAACGGAAACCGGGGGAUUUGUUUGCUGGAAUCAAAGCUUAUCUUAAUUUCUUCUCAUCGCUUUUUGCUGUUUUUUUUCCGACAGUUAUGCAGGAGAGCUGCCUGCUGCCCCCUGGUGGCUGAUAACGUGAAGCGCCCUGGUGUCGCUGCAGUCCAAACGGUUCUGACGGCUUCUGACGACAACUGACGCCGAGGCUCUCUGGCGCCCCCUGCAGGCGCAGCCAUAGACAUAUAUGUCAGCCGCCUACGCUGCGUGGGGCGUCCCGUCACCAGGACAACCACCCAACCGCCGACGGCAGGACCAACUCGCCGCGGUCAGAUUAACUCAGAAGCAAUACGAGCUGCUGCUGCUGCCGCUGACGUCACAGAAAGUAUGUCGACGUCACCGAGGCUGGGCGUGGUCAGAGCGUCGAUGCUGACGGACCCGCUGCUGAUCAAGGCGCCGCUGGGGAAGGUCCAGUCGCGGGGUCUGACCGUUCCUGGUCCAGAUUUCACCUUCGGAACCAGCAGCUCGUUCAGAGAUGGAGGCGUGGCUGAAGCUCUGUCCAGCUGGAGGGUUCAGCCCAGACGGGAAGAAUCUGCUUGGUGUCUGGACUUUGUGUCUCUGAACCGGGAUGCGGUCAGGUCUGGACUGGUGACUUCUAAAGAGCUGAGCCAGUACCGGGCCCAAAUGGGUUGGGUCAAAGCCCAGAAACCGGCUGCAAAGCAGCACGAGGGCAGAGCUUCACGACAGCCGCCGGUGGUACCGGACAUCACGUUUGGAGUCAGAAACAGGCCUUCGUCACCGCUGGCGGACAUCCUGUCUCAUCAAUACGGUCAGCGCUGGAUUGACCAACAGCUGACCCGGAAUCAAACCAACAGCCACAAACGCACGAUUAAACCGGGUCAAGCUGCAGAAACCAGAACCACCCUGCUGAGGAAGACCAGAUCUGUGCCAGUUAAACAGACACCUUUUAGACUGCCUCAGUUCUCACAGGUACCUGCGGCGCUCAACACCUUCAGGGAGCCGGCGGCUCGUCAGCGGCUCCACAGAGCUCUUCAGGGAGAACGUGCGGACCAGGAGACAAACAGUCCGGACUGAUGGGGACAGAACCGCACGUUAACACGGCUAUUAAAGCAGAAAAGGAUUUCUCUGCAGCAACGAGUCCAGUUUCAUCCUUUUAGAAAACAGCCGAGACAGAACUCUGACCCAGGUUCUGGUCCGGUUCGCUCGCGGCUGUCAGCUGCAGGAAAUAAACUGUCCUGGUUUUCAUUAAAUUAUAAUUAUCAGCC